This is a messenger RNA of Coturnix japonica (Japanese quail), 1038 nucleotides long. It is a transcript of the gene TMEM101, whose product is annotated as transmembrane protein 101. Gene Ontology annotation, biological process: positive regulation of canonical NF-kappaB signal transduction. The record is from RefSeq and is a predicted model, not a curated record. Lineage: Eukaryota; Metazoa; Chordata; Aves; Galliformes; Phasianidae.
UAGGCCUUCCGGCUGUAGGCCUUCCGGCUGUAGGCCUUCCGGCUGUAGGCCUUCCGGCUGUAGGCNGCCUUCCGGCUGUAGGCCUUCCGGCUGUAGGCCUUCCGGCUGUAGGCCUUCCGGCUGUAGGCCUUCCGGCUGUAGGCCUUCCGGCUGUAGGCCUUGGCCUCCCCAAAAUGGCGGCGGGGCGCGGGUGGAGGCGGCGGGCCCUUCGGCUGCUGACGGCGGGUGGCGGAGUGUUGCUGACCCGCUUCCCCUUCUGGCAUUGCUUCAGCGGGCUGCUGCUGUGCGCGGAGCGGGCCGACGGGCGGCGGAAGCCCGACAUCCCGGUGCCGUACCUGUACGUGGACAUGGGGGUGGCCGUGCUGUGCGCCAGCUUCAUGUCCUUCGGGGUGAAGCGCCGCUGGUUCGCGCUGGGGGCCGCCCUGCAGUUGGCUGUGGCCACAUACGCGUCACACGUCGGCGGCCACGUGCACUACGGGGAGUGGCUGAAGGUGCGGAUGUACUCGCGGACCAUCGCCAUCAUCGGGGGGUUCCUCAUCCUGGCCAGCGGAGCAGGGGAGCUGUACAGGCAGAAGCCGCGCAGCCGCUCAUUGCAAUCCACGGGUCAAGUCUUCCUGGGCAUCUACCUCAUCUGCCAGGCCUAUUCCCUGCAGCACAGCAAGGAGGAUCGCCUGGCUUAUCUGAACCACAUCCUGGGCGGCGAGCUCACCCUGCAGCUCCUCUUUGUGCUCUAUGGCCUCUUGGCUUUGGCUUUUCUCUCCGGUUACUACGUGAGGGUGGCAGCUCAGGUCCUGGCCGUCGUGCUGCCCCUGGCCAUUCUGCUGAUCGAUGGGAACAUCGGAUAUUGGCACGAGGGACGGAGGGUCGAGUUCUGGAACCAGAUGAAGCUCAUCGGGCAGAACGUGGGGAUCUUUGGGGCCGUGGUUAUUCUGGCCACCGACGGCUGAGCGGGAACUGCGGGCGGCGGCUGAGCGGGGUCGUUUCGUUGGAAGGAUCUUUAUUUAUUACCAUAAUUAUUAAUAUUUCUUUUUCUAAAGA